AAAUGGAAGGCUCGAAAAAGAAAUAGUGUAUUUUUAAUACGUGUGUUUGUUUUAAUAGUGGAACAGAGGAACACUCCACUCAUUCUUCCCCACUCCAAAUCAUCUUACCUCCUACUUGGUUUUGGCUCUUGUACAUGGGCUCAUUGGUUGGUCAACUUGCUUUAACUCCAAAGAAUGGUCAUAAGAUAUGGGAGGAUCCAUCUUUCAUCAAGUGGAGGAAGAGAGAUGCUCAUGUUCCUAUGCACUGCCAUGAAUCUAUUGAAGGCUCUUUGAAGUACUGGUAUGAGCGCAACAAAGUGAGUAUCUUGGUGUCAAAGGAAGCCGUUUGGGACGAUGAUGCUGUUGUAAAGGCAAUUGACUGUGCUGCAUACUGGGUCAAGAACUUGCCUUUCGUCAAGUCCUUGUCUGGAGAUUGGAAAUUCUUUUUGGCCCCCAAUCCCACUGAUGCUCCUGAAUUUUAUGACAGUUCAUUUCAAGAUUCUACAUGGAAUACUAUACCAGUGCCCUCCAGUUGGCAGAUGCAUGGAUUUGACAAGCCAAUCUACACAAAUGUUGUAUACCCAUUUCCACUUACUCCACCUAAAGUCCCAGAAGAUAAUCCCACUGGCUGCUACAGGACCUACUUUUUCCUUCCUAAAGAAUGGGAAGGUCGGAGGAUAUUCUUACAUUUUGAAGCUGUUGAUUCCGCCUUCUUUACCUGGGUGAAUGGACACCCAACUGGAUAUAGUCAAGAUAGCAGACUACCAGCUGAAUUUGAGAUCACCAAUUUUUGUUAUCCAUGCGGAUCUGACAAGAAAAAUUGUCUGGCUGUUCAAGUGAUGAGAUGGUCUGAUGGUUCAUACCUUGAAGAUCAGGAUCACUGGUGGUUAUCUGGUAUCCAUCGUGAUGUUUUACUUCUUGCUAAACCGAAGGUCUUUAUUGCAGACUAUUUCUUCAAAUCGAGUUUGGCGGAAGAUUUUUCUUGUGCAGAUAUACAGGUUGAAGUUAAAAUUGACAAGUCAGAAAUAAAUACUGAAAGCUCAGCAGAAAGCGGGAAUUUUUUCAAAAUAUCUGAAGACAAGUUUAUAGAAAACUUCACCAUUGAGGCUGAAAUUUUUGAUUCAGAGAGUUGGUACAUCGGCAAUGAACAUCCCAAUCUGCAAAGUACAAAUGUGGCUCAUCUAGAAUUAACUAAUUCUGUUGAUUAUUACCUUGGCUUCACGGGAUAUCAACUUAAAGGGAAACUGCAGAUGCCCAAGCUGUGGACUGCUGAGCAUCCAAAUCUUUACACUCUUGUUGUCACCCUUAAAGAUGCCUCUGGGAACAUUGUUGAUUGUGAAUCAUGCCAAGUUGGUAUAAGGCAAAUAUCAAAAGCCCCAAAACAACUCCUUGUAAAUGGACAACCUGUGAAGAUAAGAGGGGUGAACAGGCAUGAACACCACCCUCGUCUCGGUAAAACAAACUUGGAGUCCUGCAUGGUUCAGGAUUUAAUUGUGAUGAAGCAAAACAAUAUGAAUGCUGUCAGAAACAGCCAUUACCCUCAACAUCCAAGGUGGUACGAGUUGUGUGAUCUGUUCGGCAUGUACAUGAUUGAUGAGGCCAAUAUUGAAACACAUGGUUUUCAUCUUUCCUCCAAUGUAAGGCAUCCUACAAAUGAACCAAUUUGGGCCGCUUCCAUGUUGGAUCGAGUUAUAGGAAUGGUUAAUAGGGACAAAAACCAUGCUUGCAUCAUUUCUUGGUCUUUAGGAAAUGAGUCAAGUUAUGGCCCCAAUCAUGCUGCACUUGCAGGUUGGGUUAGAGGUAAGGAUUCAACUAGGGUCUUACACUAUGAAGGUGGGGGAGCCAGAACAUCUUCAACAGAUAUUGUUUGCCCCAUGUACAUGCGUGUUUGGGAUAUGGUUAAGAUUGCUCAAGAUCAAGACGAAUUACGUCCGUUGAUACUGUGCGAAUAUUCACAUUCAAUGGGAAACAGCACUGGGAAUAUUCAGGAAUACUGGGAAGCAAUUGAUAGCACAUUUGGUCUUCAGGGAGGCUUUAUCUGGGAAUGGGUUGAUCAGGCACUGUUGAAGGAGAGUUCCGAUGGUGCCAAACACUGGGCAUACGGAGGCGAUUUUGGAGAUAUCCCUAAUGAUCUGAACUUCUGUCUAAAUGGCCUUGUAUGGCCAGAUAGAAGUCCACAUCCAGCUUUGCAUGAGGUGAAAUUUGUUUACCAGCCCAUCAAGAUUUCACUUACGGAAGGGAUAGUUAAGGUUACAAACACACACUUCUUUUCUACAACACAAGAUGUAGCAUUCCAUUGGGUGGUGCAUGGGGAUGGAAGUGAGCUAGGCUCAGGGAUCCUCAGCCUUCCAAUAAUAGGGCCCCAGAAAAGUUAUGAGAUGAACUGGGAGGCUGGCCCUUGGUAUAAUCCGUGGUGUACUUCAGAUGCAACAGAAUCUUUUUUGACAAUUACUGUAAAGCUCUUGAGCUCCACUCGCUGGGCUGAAGCUGGCCAUAUAGUUUCGUCUGCACAAAUCCAACUGCCAGUAAAACAAAACAUUGUUCCUCAUAUCAUUGACUCCAACCAGCAUGCCUUGUUUACUGAAGUUCUUGAUGAUUCUAUAGAAGUUGGGAACUCAAAGCACUGGGGGAUCAAGUUUAACAAACAAACUGGACUUAUUGAGAGCUGGAAGGUGGACGGGGUCCUGGUAAUGAACAAAGGUAUACAGCCAUGCUUUUGGAGAGCACCCACCGAUAAUGACAAGGGGGGUGACGCAGAAAGUUAUCUUUCUAAGUGGAAACUUGCGAAACUGAACAAUUUGACUUUUGUGAUAGAGAGUUGCACGGUUGUUGAUGUUUCAAAUAAUCUUGUGAAAAUUGCCAUGACCUAUCUUGGCAUUCCUAGUGAUGCAGAUAAAAACUCAUCUCAAUCAGAAGCUUGUUUAUUCAAAGUUGAUUUAUUCUACUCAAUUUACGGUUCUGGCGAUGUUGUACUGGAAUGCAAUGUAAAACCAAAUUCUGAUCUACCACCUUUGCCUCGAGUGGGGAUUGAGUUUCACUUGGACAAAUCACUGGACCAGAUCAAAUGGUAUGGAAGAGGGCCUUUUGAAUGCUAUCCUGAUCGAAAAGCUGCUGCACAUGUUGGCUUGUACGAGCAGGAUGUUUGUAGCUUGCACGUGCCAUACAUAUUUCCAGUUGAAUGUGCAGGGCGGACAGAUGUUAGGUGGGUGACAUUUCAAAACAAGAAUGGUUGUGGGAUUUAUGCUUCCACUUACGGAGGGUCUCCACCGAUGCAACUGAAUGCAAGUUACUACGGCACUGCUGAGCUUGAGAGGGCAACACACAAUGAGAAACUAGUUGAGGGAGAAGACAUUGAGGUGCAUCUUGACCACAAGCACAUGGGUAUAGGUGGAGACGACAGCUGGUCUCCUUGUGUCCACGAGAUAUAUCUUGUGCCUGCUGUGCCUUACUCAUUCACCGUCAGACUAUCGCCUCUGAUUGCUCCCACGACAGGUCAAUCCAUUUACAGAUCCCAGCUCCAAAAGAAGUGAAUUUCGAUACUUGUUCUGUUUUCUUUUUGUCUUACCUUUGACAUUAUGUUCACACCACUUGGUGCUGUAUCAGUAUGGCUACUCACAUGUCCUCUUUUUAAUAAUAAGAUGAGCCAUCCACAGCUCUUAUGUACUUUUGAGAA
Molecule: messenger RNA, 3652 nt
Organism: Salvia splendens (bonfire salvia)
Lineage: Eukaryota; Viridiplantae; Streptophyta; Magnoliopsida; Lamiales; Lamiaceae
Product: beta-galactosidase
Exons: 18
Coding region: 135-3509 (1124 amino acids)
Biological process (GO): lactose catabolic process
Cellular component (GO): beta-galactosidase complex
Molecular function (GO): carbohydrate binding; beta-galactosidase activity
Source: RefSeq, a predicted model, not a curated record